Megalops cyprinoides (Indo-Pacific tarpon) is the source of this 533-nucleotide messenger RNA. RefSeq names its product ovomucoid-like. Lineage: Eukaryota; Metazoa; Chordata; Actinopteri; Elopiformes; Megalopidae. The transcript is spliced from 4 exons. Bases 58 to 297 code for a protein of 79 amino acids. The record is from RefSeq and is a predicted model, not a curated record. Gene Ontology annotation, molecular function: protein binding; serine-type endopeptidase inhibitor activity.
UAUAAAAACGACGUGUUCCGCUCGGCUCUCCAUUUGCUGGAAUCUACUAAAUCGGAAAUGCAGACCGUCACGCGUCUACUUCUUCUCUCCUGCGUCGUUGCAUUGGUGGGAGCAGCCGCCGUUUCUGAUGGUUCAAGAUCGGCGAACUGCAACUCAAAUGGGAUACCCGUCUGCACACGCGAGUAUGCCCCGGUCUGUGGGGAUGAUGGCCAGACUUACUCCAACGAAUGCAUGCUGUGCCUUGCUAUUUAUGAGUCGGGUAACAGAGUUGGCGUCAGCCGGAAAGGAGAAUGCUAAGGGACUGAAUGCUGAAGAGUCCACUGCCUGUGUGUAGAGAUCGCAAUAUAUCCCAUUGAGCAUUUUUAAACUCUGCGUCACUUGCAGCCUUUGUUUUGGCCAAGGGAGUAAGGGGCAUUUUUUCACAUUUUUUUAGUCGAUCAGAUACAUUAAUAUAAGAGUGAAAAUGUUUCUUUUUAUCUUGCUAUUUUCCUUGAACUUUUUUGAAUAAAGUCUUAAAAGGUACAUGGAAUGUC